CGCCUUCUAUAUUUGUUUAUGUUUUCGUUUUUUAUUAUCAAAAAUUUGUAAAAACUACAAAAAUGCUUCAGUAUCAGGAAAUUCCAAUUAAAUUCGAAUCAAAAGUCUCAAAAUAUCUUGACGACCAGCGUAAAACUGGCACCUUCUGUGAUUUAAAAAUCGAACUUCAAUCUGGCAUCUCAGCUUGGGGACAUUUUUGUGUAAUUGGAGCUCAAAGUGAAUUCAUCGGGGGCCGACACUUUCUACAAAAAUCACUACAAUUUUCCAUCCACAAUCCGCUGAAGAUUAAAAUUCACAAUUUCUCAUGCACAGAAUGUCUCCAAACAAUUAUUGACUUCUUCUACCAGGAUGUCGUGUCUAUCAGCAAAAUCCAUCAAGAUCAUUUCAAGAAAUUGGCUAAAAUUCUGUCGGUGAAGGAACUGGUCAAAGUGUUUUGCCUCGAGGAUGGAAACGAAGAAGAAGACCAACCGCCGCAACAAGGUGAUAUAAAUGUUGUGGUGGAAAAUGUCUUCGAGGAGAAACAGAAUUAUUUUAAGGUUCGAAAUCCCAAAGCUGUCAAUAAUGGAGCUCACAGCAAGGUGAACUAUUGCAUCGGUUGUGACUUUAAAUGCUACAAAGUCCAAGAUAUGGUCGAUCAUAUGACUACGUGCUCUGCCUGCAAUCUCAAUUGUUGUCUCUGCGAAGUUGGAUUCUUCUCGACAAAAGACUUCGAUGAGCAUCUCAGGAAACAUGUGGAUUCAAAGCCAUUCUUCUGCUUCGAAUGUGACUCUAGAUUCCUCACGAAAACCGCUUUGAAUGUCCAUCACCCUAAGCACUCCAUUGAAACUCCAUACAUCUGCCCUCAUUGCUCCAAAGCCUUCAAAUGGAAGCAAGGCCUAAACAGUCAUUUGCAGAUCCACAAGAAGGAAAAAGAGAUGCUGUGUGACGUCUGCGGCUACAGCACCACACACAUGAAAGCCCUCAAAUCCCACAAACUGACCCAUACGGGGGAGCUCUUCAAAUGCACCCAUCCAGAUUGUACGCAUACGACAAACCGCAAGGAGAACCUCAAAAUCCACAUGGACACUCAUAAGCAGGAACGUCCGUUUGUCUGUGAAGUUUGCGGUUAUAAGUUUAGCCAGAAUAAGAACUUAAAACGUCACGCCCUGAAGCACGCUGAGAAUACAAAGCGACACAAGUGCCAAUUGUGUGACUUUGAUACUCAUCGUUCGGAUAAGUUGAAGGAGCAUGUGCAAAAGGUUCACACGGAAAAGGCUGUCCAAUUGGAACUUUCAGAGACAGUGGAGAACUCCUUUGAGCUGAAGACUGGCUUUGAUGACUUCCCUUUGCCGGAUCUGGCGAAGGAAACUGUCAAGAAAGUCCCUGUGAAGAGGAAACCCAGGAAAAAGCCGGAGUUUGUGAAGCCGAAAAAACAGAGAAAAAUUAAACCAAAGGCUUUGGAGAUAAAGGAAGAGAAGGUGGAUGAGAAAGUAGUCGUGAAAGAACCAACAGCAUUGGAUCAAGGCACUUAACCCACCCUAAAUGGAAGUUAACGCGAAGCUUCCUCAGGAUCGUCAAGAAAUGGCAAAGUGAUAGGAGAACCAGAGUCUGGAGGACUACGUUUGGCACAGAAAAAAGCGUCUGGCUUCAGGAUUUUUAAAUA
Molecule: messenger RNA, 1642 nt
Organism: Eupeodes corollae
Lineage: Eukaryota; Metazoa; Arthropoda; Insecta; Diptera; Syrphidae
Gene: Plzf
Product: zinc finger protein 595
Exons: 2
Coding region: 63-1511 (482 amino acids)
Biological process (GO): regulation of transcription by RNA polymerase II
Molecular function (GO): protein binding; DNA-binding transcription factor activity; RNA polymerase II cis-regulatory region sequence-specific DNA binding
Source: RefSeq, a predicted model, not a curated record